CAACUCCCUCCAUUCUUCUACCUCUUCAGCCUCACCCCUCAAGAACUGUUUAUAGCGUAUUUGUAUUCAUUCACUGUGCUGCUCUUUGUCUGUCUCAUUGUCUGAUCAGUUCCAUCCUCUUCCAUUCUGACUCUGAUCCCCAUGUUCUCACCAUGGACCCCUCCAACCGUGAUGACCUCCCCCCAGUCCCAUUCGCCUCCUCCAAGGCUACUCCGUCGCAUCAUUUGAGUCUGAAUCCUCAGUCGCUGGCUUCAGCUUCUGUUGCUCCUGCGCCCGUAUCACCUGCCCUGUCAUCGUCAUCCUUGCUUUCUCCCUCCGAUGCCACCCCGCGUUCAGUCUCCAGAGAUAAUCACCAUAACCAGACGGCCCCUAGACGUAUCCCAAGCUCUGGAUCGCUGAGAGACGAAAGUCGCAGGUCAACACCUAGUUUGCAGAAACGUUCUUCAACCGCAUCGUUGCGAUCAGUUCGCAACAGCGCUGGCUCAUCCACCGGUACUCUGUCGCGACGCUCCUCCUCUAACUUCGCGACCUCCCCCACCGCAGCAAACAACAUGAUGCCCAAGAAAAGUCCCGUGCAGGAAAUAAUUCCUACUGCUGCGAUGAUCGCUGCAGAACAUUUCCAAAGAGAUAUCGACUGGCACCAGUCUGCCGAUCUACAAUCCAAGACUCUUGUCGUGGUCCACGAUGCGUGCUACGGUCAUCGUUUCGCGCGACCCAAAAGCUCUCGCGCUACCCUAGGCUCGAUCGUCGAGAGGCCAGAACGUAUUCGUGCUGGUGUCUUGGGAGUGUCUGCUGCUUACGUCCGUCUGGCCCGUAGACAUGCCGGUGAGCGCUACGCGCCUCACCCUAGUCUGGACCCUCACGCCUUGCCUGCGCCUCCGUUUCAGAUCCGCAAGACGGCGCGAUCGUUGGCGCUUACUUCCCCCGCUGUUGCGCACGUGCAUGGAAGCAAAUGGAUGGAUGAUCUCAAGACCAUGUGCGAUGCGGCUGAGUCGCGACUUGCGUUGAACGGGAAGGAAUUGGUUCGUCCGCGUAGCGCUGGGAAGGAUGACCAUGCGCCUGAAUUCCACCAGGGGGAUUUGUAUUUGUGCUCUGAAUCUUUGAAUGCUUUUGAAGGUGCCUUAGGUGGGGUAUGUGAGGGCGUGGAUGCUGUCCUUGGCCCCUCGUCUACGAAGCGGGCGUUUGUCUGUAUCCGUCCGCCUGGCCACCAUUGUUCGUCCGGUCAUCCGUCUGGAUUUUGCUGGAUUAAUAAUGUCCACGUUGGUAUCUCAUACGCUGCUAUGUCGCAUGGGUUGACCCACGCGGCUAUUCUGGACUUUGACCUGCAUCACGGUGAUGGCUCGCAGGAAAUCACAUGGGCGCAGAACAGUCGGGCCGCAACUGCACCCAAGAAUGCAGCGCUCUACAAGAAGACAAGAAUCGGCUAUUUUAGUCUGCACGAUAUCAAUUCAUACCCGUGCGAGAUGGGCGACUUUGAGAAAGUGCGCAAUGCAAGCGUGUGUAUCGACAAAGCACACGGUCAGUCGAUCUGGAACGUCCAUCUAGAUUCCUGGAAAAACGAGUCGGAGUUCUGGGAGUUGUAUGCGACCAAGUACGCUAUUCUCAUAGAGAAGGCCCGUGCUUUCCUGCGACUGCACACGGAGCGCCUUGCUAGCACAUCUAAUGGACCUAAACCUAAGGCUGCUAUUUUUCUUUCUGCUGGCUUCGAUGCCAGUGAGUGGGAGGGCGCUGGUAUGCAACGGCACAAGGCGAACGUCCCUACCGAGUUCUACGCCAAGUUUACGGCAGACGUCGCCCGCAUGGCUGAGGAAGAAGGGCUGGGAACUGACGGUCGUAUCAUCAGUGUGCUAGAGGGAGGCUACAGCGAUCGGGCUUUGACAAGUGGAGUUCUUAGCCACCUUUCAGGUUUGAGUGAUACGACGGCUAGUGUGACAGAAGAACAACAGAUUGAUCAUCUCGCGUCUGAAAUGACUGACUUGGGUCUGCAAAACGUACUUCAGGAGUCGGAGACCAAUGCUCAAAGGACACAGGGAAGCUCUUACGAUCCAACCUGGUGGUCAUCACCCGUGCUCGAAGAGUUGGAAGCCUGGGUCUACCCUGCCCCGGCUGUGAAAAGUAACGGGAAAAUCCCGACAUAUCUUGCUUCGACGCAAUCGUUUACCGCCAAAGUUGUGCCAUCAGCACGGGACCGAAUGUCAGCCGGCGGCUAUGUCACUUAUGAGCCAGAGUUACCCCCACUACCUGAAGUUGGCUGGGCCACUGCAACGCACGAGCUAUCUAAGAUUCUGAUCCCGAGUGAUCGGCAAACAAUGAGUUGUCGACCAGAGGACCUCAAUGCUGAAGCGUCGCGCGUACGUCGGGAACGUCAAGCAGCUGCGGAGGGCAUUCCCAUAGCUCCGGCUGCUCCGGCUGCUCCGGCUGAGCCAGUUGCGCGUGAAGCUAGUCGCAUGCAGCUUCGUGUGAGAAAGCCCAAGCAGUCUCUACCAGGUACACCCAAGGCUGAAUCUACACCAAAACGCCAGGCAGUCAAGGGGACUCGACGGACCACCAUCGACGCAGGCAGUGACUUGACUUCAUCGCUAGACAAUUCGCCAGCCACUCGCAUGAACCGCAGGAAAAGCUCCGCCGCAGCUACGGAAAAUCCCGAAGAUGGGAGAUCGCCAUCGCGUGCGACAGCACCUCCAUCACGCCCUGGCACCGCAGCAAGCAACCGGUCGACAACUUCUCGAAGGACCAGUACCAGCCGUGGAACUACCCCGAAACGUUCUGCAAGUCCUCCCCAAAAUGUUCCUCCCGUGCCACGGGUUCCGUCUGGUAUACUUCAUACAGCGUCGAGCGAAGCUCCACCCCCAACAGGCACGGAAAACACUCGACCCGAUGACAUGGACAGUCUCAUGGCCGGCGUGCGGAAACUCAAUAUAAAGCUCAAGGUCCCCUCUCCAGAGGAAAACGCCGCGCGAGAGAAGAAAGCAGCAGAGGAACGCAAAAAGGCAGCCAAGACUUCGAGAUAUCAGAGGUCCAGCAGCGUUCUCAAAUCAUCCACUACCAAAAACCCUGCUUUCUCCGCAUCAGCACCCCCUUCUACAGCACCUCCACUCGAAACAAAACAAGAAGCUAGAGAGCCCUCGCCCGACAUGGCUUCAAUCCCCAGCACCGUCACAAUCGGUAGACCAGGCUCGCGAAAGGCCUCCGCGCAGCCCUCAUUCGCUGCAAGCACAACAACAACCAAUACCCCCCCUCUCACCCCCGCAUCUGCAUCCACAGCCACGACACAGGAUACCUUUCACCCGCAGCAGCAGUCGCUGUUUUCGCCCACUGCAUCGGUCACGCAGUCUAAGCACGGACUUCCUACGUUCACGUCAAGUGACGCGAUCCCGUUCGCUUCUGCAUCCGGAAACCCGACGCCGCUUGGAUCUCGGCCGUCUACUGGAUUUAGCCAUGCGGUUUCGGAUGAGUCGAGUGGAGACGGGUCUUAUGUUAAUGUUGGUCACGAUGGACAGGCUGAUGUAUAUGCACGUCGGGAGUAAAUCCCUCCUUCUCUUUGCGUUUCCUUUCCCUUCAUUGAUCUUUGAAUCGAUAUUAUGUUCAAUUUAUGCUCUGCGCCAUCUUUUCUUGAUAUCCCAUAUUUGUUCGAGCUUGCGUUGGUCGAUCUCUAUCUCUUUUCGAUUCAUUUCUUUCGUCCUUUCUUUCUGGUCUGUUGGAAUAUACCCCUAGGCGUAUUGUAUGAGUUUUUGCUUUUAUCCUUUUAUCCUGUCUAUCAUGUCUAUUUUGCAAUAAGUUAUUACAUUUCGAAGAACAAUAAUAUGCAAUGAUCAGAUGUAUCUAAUAUCUUGUCAGAAAUUUACUCAGUUCAGUCGUAC
Messenger RNA from Aspergillus ruber CBS 135680, 3860 nucleotides. RefSeq names its product histone deacetylase hosB. The coding region runs from base 153 to 3527 and encodes 1124 amino acids. The transcript has a single exon. The record is from RefSeq and is a predicted model, not a curated record. Gene Ontology annotation, cellular component: nucleus. Gene Ontology annotation, molecular function: histone deacetylase activity. NCBI's taxonomy places the organism in Eukaryota, Fungi, Ascomycota, Eurotiomycetes, Eurotiales, Aspergillaceae.